Messenger RNA from Iphiclides podalirius (scarce swallowtail), 327 nucleotides. Lineage: Eukaryota; Metazoa; Arthropoda; Insecta; Lepidoptera; Papilionidae. The record is from the annotation of a GenBank genome assembly.
AUGUCGAGGCCCGCCGAGAUGCCAUUGGCUGCCCAGAGGAGGCCGCAAAUUGGGCGUGGGGCCGGCAGCGCUCUUCGUACGCACCCAGCAAUUAGCUCCCGCUAUAAAGAGGGCGACACGUCGCUUUGUAUGCGAGGCAGAGUCGCGAGGUGUGACUUGUCAGGACUUGACUCACCGGAGAUCGGGCGGGUGACGUCACGCGCGAGACACGGCGCGCUCUCUAGUCCCUGUCGGGGCGCCGCCGGCCGACUUUACUUACCUACGCACUGGCCAGAUAACGAUAAGAGCGCUCGCCCGAGCCGUAUUCGGCCCCCGAUAUCGCCCAUU